AUGGAGAGCCACGAGCUGCCCGACUGGAGCGGCUUCUACGGGGACCCCGCCGAGAGCUGCUCCGGGCCGCCGGGACCGCCCGCCGCCCUGCCGCCCGCCCCGGCAGCACCCACCCAAGCCCCGGCCCCGCGGCGGGCGCCCGCCAAGCCGCCCUACUCCUACAUCUCCCUCAUCGCCAUGGCCAUCGAGCAGGCGCCCGCCAAGAUGCUGACGCUGAGCGAGAUCUACCGCUGGAUCAUGGAGCUCUUCCCCUACUACCGGCACAACCGGCAGCGCUGGCAGAACAGCGUCCGCCACUCGCUCUCCUUCAACGACUGCUUCGUCCGGGUGGCCCGCGGCCCCCACCAGCCCGGCAAGGGCUCCUACUGGGCCCUGCACCCCGGCUCGGGCAACAUGUUCGAGAACGGGUGCUACCUGCGGCGGCAGAGGAGGUUCAAGCUGGCCGAGAAGAGCAGGAGGGCGGCCAAGGCGGCGGAGGGGGCCCCUCGCGUCGCCCCGGGGCCGCCCCGCGGCUUCAGCCACCCCUUCUCCGUCUCCACCUCGGUGGCACCCCGGGCGGGUGACGCCAAGGGCUACGAGUCGCCCGGUGCCGGUGGUCUCGGGGUGCCGGGCGAGGGGAGGGCGCCCUACGAGGUGGCACCCGGCGCCCUGGCCGAGCCCCCCGCCUGCUGCCAGGGCUUCUACGGGCGCCCGCUGCUCGACGCCUCGUAG
This is a messenger RNA of Dromaius novaehollandiae (emu), 711 nucleotides long. It is a transcript of the gene FOXA3, whose product is annotated as forkhead box A3. Gene Ontology annotation, molecular function: DNA-binding transcription factor activity, RNA polymerase II-specific; RNA polymerase II cis-regulatory region sequence-specific DNA binding. The transcript has 2 exons. The record is from RefSeq and is a predicted model, not a curated record. Bases 1 to 711 code for a protein of 236 amino acids. Lineage: Eukaryota; Metazoa; Chordata; Aves; Casuariiformes; Dromaiidae. Gene Ontology annotation, biological process: cell differentiation; anatomical structure morphogenesis; regulation of transcription by RNA polymerase II.